CAUACUUUGCGAGAGUGCUCUUUUGUACCAUUGUCCUUCGUAACCGAAGCUCCAACACUCACAUCCCCUCAAAUAGCCCGAGAUCACACUAUACUCAUGAAACCCAGCAGAAGGCACAAGCUCCAUAGGAUUUCGAAAUGGAGACUGAUGGACUGAGAGCAUAUAUUGAUGAAGCGAUCCUGGGAAGAGGAAAGUAGAAGGGAACUGCUUGACGAGACCACCAUAAAACGAUAAAGUUCCCAAGUCUGAGGUUAGGUGACGUGGGUGAUGAGUUUUGCAUCACUGGCCACAUACAAUGCGUAAGUGCAGUUGGCUGCAUGUCGCUUGUGUUCUCGGAGGAUUUGGAGCCCUUACAAAUUCUCGACUUACAAGGCGUUGAUGUCCUCGGUCGCCAAGUUGUUCGCAUUGUAGGGAAGCACUUGCCUGCACCUGCAAUCGACGUUGAAAAAUUGAAGGUAUUCGUGCUACAUAAACUCCAUCACGAACUGAAGCCAGGCCCUUACGUCGUAGUUUAUUUCCACACAGCAGUGCAACGAAAUGAUAAUUCUCCAGGUUUGUGGGCUCUCAGAGAUUUAUACGAAAUUCUGCCAAAACAGUUGAAGCAUGGCCUGCAGGCUGUGUAUGUUGUUCAUCCAGGUCUGCGUUUCCGGCUGUUUCUCGGCACCUUGGGACGAUUUUUUCUCAGUGAAGGAUUCUACUCAAAGUUGGUGUACAUUAGUCGGCUUGAGUUUCUCACAGAACACGUCAGGGAAAGUCAAGUAGAGAUCCCAGAAUUUGUCAUCGAUCACGACCGGGAAUUGGAGACACGGCCAUUGAUGGACUACGGUGUAGAAGUUGAUCUAACGCAGAACAAUUCUAUGCCGGUGGGAGAAUAUCCUCGAAGCCCUUACAGGUAGAGAUGGAAUUGGACUAAAGCUCAGUAACAAGGGUAAACCCGGAGGCUCGGCAACCAAACAGCGGCAAGCGGAUCAUCUCCUCAGAGUGAACACCUGCCAGUUGCAUACUCUAAAUUAAGCUGAUUGUAUAAAAGGGUUGAAGCUAAUCUCAAGAUGAACCUCAUUCAUUCCAAGGGAUGGAUCUGCUGAUAAUGUUUUUGGAGCCGAUCUAGCCGUGCUUUCAUAGGGACGCUGCAUGGAAUUGAAUUAGAGAACUAAGGGAGGUAAAUGGAUUUAACUGAUAAUUAGGAGCUGGAGUUCAACCAAUCCAUGUAAGUCCUGUGCCAUUAGAUUUCCAUAGGACUUCAGUACUCUUGUUGACUAAAUGCACCUAUGUAAAAUAGGUUAUAUUUUUUAACUA
Molecule: messenger RNA, 1296 nt
Organism: Physcomitrium patens
Lineage: Eukaryota; Viridiplantae; Streptophyta; Bryopsida; Funariales; Funariaceae
Source: RefSeq, a predicted model, not a curated record